AUGCCCAACUCCACCAGUGAGCUGGAGUUUCCCAACGAGAAGGACACUGAGGAGCUGUCCCAGCUUGCCUACCUGGCGCUGGCGGGUGAUGUGGCCUCCACUGGGAAGAGCUCUGCUAGUGCCCCCGAGAAAACAGGCUACCCAGACCAGGUGUACGUGAUGGCAGCCAACAUUUUCCAGGGCAUUCGGAUGGAAAAGUCGCCAGAUAAAGUCUUAAUCAAGUAUGGGAGUGAGCCACUGCCCUCGCUGUUCAAGUUUGAGUCCAAGGAUGAAGCCUUGAAGCGUUUGUCCUAUGAGUUGGCGUUCAGUGCCCUGAAAUAUCAAGAUAUUUUGGAAACUAUUUUGAUAGACAGCUAUAUCUUCCCCAGUGCCACAAUACCAGAUCAUCUGAGUAGUCUCAUUAUUGUGAUGCUGUAUGAUUUCCAAGAUAGAAAAUUUCAAACUCGUGUCCUUUCUGAUCAUGAAGAGUCUAUAUCGGAAGUUCAAGAGGUAGAGAACUUUCUCAACAGUUUUAAGACAAAAUUGGCUGCAGCACUGGCAAGAUGUCGCAUCAAACACGAUGCCCUGUCCAUCUACCACAUUCUGCCAGAGACUGUCAGGGCACAGGAGCUCAGGGCCUCCACUCUACCACUUUAUGCUUGGAUAAACACUUGUAAAAUCAGCCCUGAAGAAGUAUAUACUAAUCUGAAGAGGAGAGGCUAUCAUAAAGUGAAAUCUGUCUUGCACAUUGAUGAUAAGGUCUUUGCUGUGGACCAACAUUGCUGUGAUGUCUUAAUUUUUCCAUCUCAUCUUAAAAAUGAUCUUACAAAUACAGAUCUUUUCAAAGAUUAUAAACUUAUUUUUCAGGACAAAUCUCGAAGUCUUGCUGUCCAUUCUGUAAAGGCCCUAUUAAAUAUGGAUGAUGAUAUCUUAAUGGUCAAUACAGGUUCAUGGUACACAGUCGCCCAUAUGUCAAUCUUAACAAGUAAUAAUACCUCAAAAAUAUUUGUGUGUGGAAUACAAGCUAAGUAUCUUGACUUGAAGAACCUUUUCGCAAAAAUGGGAUGUAAAAAUAUUGAAAUACUUCGUGAGACAUUUGUUGACAUUGAGUCAAAGGAUCACAGGCUGCAGAAAGUUAAAGUGAUUCUGCUUCUGCCUCGCUGCUCAGGACUGGGUGUUAGUAAUCCUGUAGAAUUCAUUUUAAAUGAACAUGAAGAUGCAGACUUGCUUAAAGACCUCUCGCAAGGGUGCGCGUCAGAAGACAAGCUUCAUGUCCUUGCUCAGCAGCAGUAUGAACAGCUCUCACACGCCCUGAAAUUUACGAAGGCCCAAGCAGUUGUCUACUGUACGUGCUCUGUCUAUCCAGAAGAGAACGAGGUGGUGGUGAAGAAGGCACUGGCGUUUCAAGACCUUGGGAAUAAAGUGCAACCUUACAGGCUCAGCCCUCCGGUCCUCCCGCUGUGCUGCUUGAGGGAUAUCCAUCUGUCUACUGACAAGUUUUUCAGAAUGGAACCAUCUGAAGUUACCAAUGGGUGUUUUCUUUCUAUUUUAACACGGGAGCGGGACCCGUCUGAGACGGUGUCUGUGAAGGACAUUCUGGCCCGGGCCGCAGCCAAGGGUCUCCUGGAAGGGAUUGAGUUGGGUAAAUCAUCCAAACGAGAGAAGAAGAGGAAGAAGUCAAAGACAUCGCUGCCCAAGGCGUCCACCACGGAGAACAGUGGCCUCCAGAUGAGAAUUGCGGAGUUCCUGAGUCGGGAAACUAAAGCCAGUGUGCACCAGACAGAGACAGCAACGAAGUCACUCCUUCCCCAGAAGAACGCUGCUCCAGUGGGGGCGUCCUUGCAGACCAGAAAGCCCCCCAAGCCCACCCCCAGCCCUUUAGUGCCUGCGUUGAUGAAGAACGCUUGUCCACCCAGACCGUGUGACCGGCAGACCAGCUUCAGGAGACGGUGGCCAGAGGACAGGGUGGUGGCCCUGAAACCCAUCGAGAUCGUUCUGCCUCCAGUGAUCAUGCCGUUCACAGGCGCCCAAGGUGGCAGGCCUCAGCUGCCCACUCAGCGCUGCUACUGUCGCUGGGUUGACCCCAAGCCUCUUGUGCCCACCUGCCUUCCCAUACCAUCGCUCUCGAGAAAAGGGGACAGGCCCAAAGAAAGCUUACCUUCCUCCCUGCUCAGGCGGCCUCGACCGUGGCUUUGA
Carlito syrichta (Philippine tarsier) is the source of this 2175-nucleotide messenger RNA. RefSeq names its product NOP2/Sun RNA methyltransferase family member 7 (gene NSUN7). Bases 1 to 2175 code for a protein of 724 amino acids. The record is from RefSeq and is a predicted model, not a curated record. Lineage: Eukaryota; Metazoa; Chordata; Mammalia; Primates; Tarsiidae. Gene Ontology annotation, molecular function: methyltransferase activity. The transcript is spliced from 11 exons.